Coniosporium apollinis CBS 100218 is the source of this 723-nucleotide messenger RNA. RefSeq lists its product as uncharacterized. Gene Ontology annotation, cellular component: precatalytic spliceosome. Gene Ontology annotation, biological process: RNA splicing. NCBI's taxonomy places the organism in Eukaryota, Fungi, Ascomycota, Dothideomycetes. The transcript has a single exon. The record is from RefSeq and is a predicted model, not a curated record. The coding region runs from base 1 to 723 and encodes 240 amino acids.
AUGGCAGAACCACCAGCAAAGCGCGCGCGCCGCGGCGACAACGCAGCAACGUGGGAGCAAAGCGACCGCGCAGCACCACCACGGCGUGACGACCGACGCGGAAACCACGGCCGCGACGACCGGCGAGAGCGUCACGAGGGACGACGGGAACGAACUCCUGACCGGGGACCAGGCGGCGUGAGCGGCAGGAGGGACCAUCGGGACGCUCGUGACGGCCGCGAUGGGAGAGGCAAGCGAGACAGGAGCAGAAGCAGGGAGCGAAAUCCGCCCCGACGGAAUGAAGCACGAGCACGUUCACGGUCGCCGCAACGGGAAGGCGCGAGAGAAGGCGUGCGCCGACGGUCACCACCGAGGGGACCACGAGGAGGCGCACAGAGCGAGCGGGCAGCAAAUGGCGGCGACAGACCAUCGAGCUCGAAAACAGGACCGACCCAGCCCAGCGCAAAGGUACCCAACGGCCCCAGAGUACCCACCGUGAAAACCGAAAGCAAGGGAGAGGACGUGGGCGACGCGAUCGAUCCUAAAACCGAGCCAGGAGAUGACGACGACAUGGAGGCGCAGAUGCGUAAGAUGAUGGGCUUUGGCAAUUUUCGCACCACUAAGAACACGAAGGUGCCUGGGAAUGACAAGAACUACGCCGUGAGGAAGGAGAAGAAGACAGAAUAUCGCCAGUACAUGAACAGGGUGGGAGGGUUCAACAGGCCGCUCAGUCCGUCGAGGUGA